AUGCCGAAUUGUGUUAUAAGAGGGUGUAAAAACCAAACUUCAAGAGAUAAAAAGCUGGAUGGAAUAACAUUUCACAUAUUUCCGUUUCGUGAUCAAAAUAUAAAAGAGAAAUGGGUUGCAGUCAUUCGUAAUAGUCGGAAGGAACCAUCAUGGCAACCAAGUAGCCGCAGCGUAGUAUGUUCAGCUCAUUUUAAUAGCGACGAUUUGUACUAUACAAAGAAAGGGUUGCGUCGUGUGCUAAAAAGCGGAUAUCCAAAGAUUUUACCAAACGUAAUUCAAGGAUCAGAUAAUGUAGACCUGAGCCAACCGCCUUGUGUUAAAGAAGAGCCUCCUGCACUAGAUCCGCCAAAUGAUUUAAACUUCAGCCAGCCUUCUGGUUCAUGUGCUAUUUUACCGAAAAUAAUUAAAGGAUCAGAUAAUGUCUACCUAAGCCAUCCUCCUAGUGUUAAAGAAGAGCCUGCUUCACUAGAUCCGUCAAAUGAUUUAAACUUCAGCCAGCCUUAUAGUUCAUAUGCUAAAGAAGAGCCUGCUGCACUAAAUUUUUCAAAUGAUUUAAACUUCUGCCUUCAGCCUUCUGGUUCAUGUGCUGUUCAACCAGUGCAAUCCAAUUCAUCAGUUUUUGACAUACUCAGAAACCACAAGCUACAGGAAAGAGUCUCAUCGUUAGAGAAAAAUCUAGAAAAAUAUAAAAGAAAAAUAAAAACCUUAAACCAAAAAGUUAGGCGUCUUCACAAGAGAAACAAAUAUUUAAGAGAAAAACUAGAUGAUCAUAUCAUAGAAUACUAG
Molecule: messenger RNA, 786 nt
Organism: Arctia plantaginis
Lineage: Eukaryota; Metazoa; Arthropoda; Insecta; Lepidoptera; Erebidae
Source: the annotation of a GenBank genome assembly